ACCUACUGUAGCGGAGCCUACACGUGUGUAUGUAUGUGUGCAUAGCCGGGGUAUGUAAGCUACAUACUACUUGAUACCUAAUUACUUGGUAUAUGUUACGGAUCCGUAUACUGGAAAGUUAGGUAAGUACUCGGUGCGCUAGCGGGGGUAGCAAACAACCCACCUGACGUAUGACUUGCGGGGCAGCUCCAGGCCCCAUCCCUUGCUCUUCAGCCAUGUCCCAUGCCCCGGACCGGCGAUGCAGCAAGCAGUAACUUCAUUCAGGCCUACCGAACGGAGUAUGACAUCCUAACCUACAGUGUUCACAUCCCAUCCAUCACUCCACAUCGCUCGAUUGUCACCCGGAACACCCGCCGCCUUCCUUCCUAUGCAUAACCAGUAGAGCGAAGCAGCAAACUUCUUCCCCAUCUUCAUGUCUUGAUUCGAUGGCACCAGACCUCAAUUCUCUGCCACCGUCCCCGUCUGGAUACUCAAGAACCAUGACCUCACCAACCGCAAACGGCGACAGUCCCGUCGUGGGCACAGAUUCUCCGCCUCCUGCUUCUCGCUCCCAGUCUAUCUCUUUACAGGCAGCAGCUACCAUGAAUGCAGGCCUUCAGCGACGCUCAUCGAAUAGCUCGGUUAGUAGACAACAGCCUUCGCCCGCCGGCCGGAGACGAUCCACCGUCCUCAUGAACAUUCAGCACAAUGACCCCAGUCUCCCUCCCGCUGGCGAAAUCCAGGAAGGCUCAGGAGCUCCCGCCGGAGCUGCUCUCAUCGCCUCCAGCCCACGACCCAUGUCUGGCUCUCCCUUGCUGAUGGCCACCCGCGAUCCCUAUCACAACCGGACACCCAGUCUGGGCGAGCUUCACCAGGAGCUCGAGGCAGAACAAGAGGCCCAGGUCAACCGCCUGCUACACCAGAUACGCCGCCAACAAGUCGAGCUCCAACAGCUUCACGCAGCCCAAGAUCAGAACCAGACUGCCGUCGCAGCUGACGAUGCCACCCCCACCUCGGAACGGUCCCGCUCUGCCUCUAUCGUUAUUCCGAGCGCAGGCGUAGCCCAGGCCUCCUCGUCUGUGUCUACCCCGCGAUCGCCUGUCCUCCCACGUGGGUCCUUCGACAUUGCCCAGACUAGUCUGCGACCCUCACGCACACCGAGUCGAAGUCUGAGUCGGCAGACGUCCUCGUCGAGGAUGAGAUCAGGUUCCAUAAGUGCCGGCGACAGUGGCGACCCUUCCCUCUUGAGUGGUCGGGACGAGACCGCUUUCUACCAAGCAGAGACACAAUCACUUGUUCGGGAGAACCAAAUGUUGCGUCAUCGCAUCCGAGAACUGGAACGCCAACUUACCGACGCACAAACGGCGUCGUCGGUCACGAGGGAACCAGCCCAGCCAUCUCAUCUAUUGCAGUCCCAGUCUGUGUCGGAGGAUGAGAGUGGCACAAGUAGACCAAGUGCCACUACCAUGGGCCCUCCAAAGGCAGAGUAAGCCUGCUAACCUUAUGGACUGGAAUCUGCUUUUAUGCUUGGCGGUUUGACGAGGACAGACCCUGGGCGUUCCUGAUUUUGUAUGGGCGUUGAGUAACAUGGCAUGCAUGGCAAGGUAAUCCAAAUUCAAGUCACCAUGAAAGGAAGUUAGGCGUUGGGUGAGAAUGGCAGGCGGACUUUCAAGCUUGACAUGGGCAGGCACAGGGCUUAGAGAACAUAGCCUCAAGCUUUUGGACGCUAGCACCACUCACAAAAGUGUUACAUGAUGGUUUUUUUUGUUCCUUUGUUUUUUGUCGGG
Molecule: messenger RNA, 1766 nt
Organism: Truncatella angustata
Lineage: Eukaryota; Fungi; Ascomycota; Sordariomycetes; Amphisphaeriales; Sporocadaceae
Exons: 3
Coding region: 426-1469 (347 amino acids)
Source: RefSeq, a predicted model, not a curated record